AUUUGGUUUCAGUUGCCAGAAGCAUCCCCAAGUGGUCGGUUUAGAUUGUCUGGCUUUGUACUUCGUUUUCGUUCUCGUUCUGAUGUAACCGGACCGCAAAUAAUACGACUACAGAUUUUUAAACCAUGAUUUAUUUAAAAUCAAUUACUAUACGGUACCUACAUGUUUGGUGGACAUAAAAACAAUUUUCUUUCUCAAAUUGAAUAAAGAAUUUUUCUAUUAUUACUGUGAAAAAAUAAAUCGGAUACGGAUAUGUGGCUUACAUUAAGACAGAUUAUUAUGAUUGUUGUUCUUUUCAACGUCUCAAGAGCAAAUUGGUGGUAUUUAGGACUGCAAAAUUAUCCACCAAGAGAGUUUAACCCAUUGCUUAGCCAUAAAGAAAAUUGUUACCGAUAUCCAUUUUUGAAAAGUAGACAACAGCAACUGUGUGACCUCGGGGAAAAAAUUAUGAGUGUUGUGAGCAGUGGAACAAAAAUGGCUAUUGAGGAAUGCCAACAUCAGUUUAGUACACAGAGGUGGAAUUGUACCACUUAUUCAAAUAAUACUUCAGUAUUUGGCAACGUAUUGUCGUAUAAAAGUAGAGAAAAAGCAUACGUAAAUGCUAUAACAUCAGCCGGAGUAGCAUAUGCGAUUACAAAAGCAUGUUCAAGAGGUGAAUUAAACGAAUGUAGUUGUGACAAUAAAAUUCAAAGAAAACAAGCUAAAAAGAAUUGGCAAUGGGGAGGAUGUUCAGAGGAUAUACGUUUCGGUGAAAAGUUUAGUCGUGAUUUUGUUGAUUCCAUAGAAGACAUCGAUAGUGUUCAAGGGCUAAUGAACGUACAUAAUAAUGAAGCUGGUCGAAGGAUUAUUCGCUCUAGUAUGCAAAAGGUAUGCAAAUGUCAUGGUAUGUCAGGUUCAUGUAGUGUACGUAUUUGUUGGAUGAAACUUUCAUCGUUUCGAGAUAUUGGGGAUUCAUUGAUGGUAAGAUAUGAAGGUGCUUCACAUGUACGACUUGGUGAAAAGAAAAGAAAGAAAAUUAAAAAACUUCGACCAAUCAGAAUAGACAGAAAAACACCCAAUAAAACGGAACUCGUAUACUUAGAUACAUCUCCAGAUUAUUGCGAACGUAAUGAAUCAUUGAGCAUAAUGGGUACCUACGAUCGUGUAUGUCAAGGAUUAGAUGGCUGCAGACAUCUAUGUUGUCAUAGAGGAUUUCAAAUUAGAUUAAGGGACGUAGAAGAGAAGUGUAAAUGUAAAUUCAUUUGGUGUUGUAAUGUUGCUUGCGAAAUUUGUAGGUAUAAAAAAGAAGAGUAUAUUUGCAAUUAAUCACAUUUUGUAUAAUAUUGAGAGUUCACAGAUAGCUCUAAAACUAUGAUUAUAUUUGGUUUGUUCAUAAAAAACAAUUUAAAUGAAUAACGUAUUCUAGUAUUCUCAUCACAAAUUACUUUGUACUAUUUUCUCAAAAAUGUUUAAUGGAUUUAUCUGAAUUUGAAGGCAAAAAAUAAAAAUGUCACCGACUUUUUCGAGUUUUAGGACAAUAUAGAAUCUUUAUUGAUUUUUAUUUAAUUUAUUUUUUUCUUAAAAUAAAAAUUACUAAUAUAUUAUAAGACAUGUAGUCAGUAGAAAUUAUGUUUAAUAGUUACCUACUUAUUAAGAAAAUGACUGAUAUGUAUGAGUGAUGAGAAUUCUAGGACUCAUCGAUUGUCGAUUAUAGAUAACUUGAUAACGUUUUAAAAUAUAACAUUUCUUUGUCUACUGUAAGUUGUCUUAAAUACAUUUACUGUCUAAUAUGGCCUACCAACAUAUUAUAACAAUGAGAUAUUUUGUAUUAUGAAAAUAAUCUUUAUUAUAAUAAUUUAGUUAAUAUUGAGUGCGCACGUUUACUUCCCACUUCUGUCCUAUAGUUUUCUGUUAUAAUUUAUUCAAUAUUGUAUUUAGAGUCAUAUUAAUUAUUAAUACGCAC
Molecule: messenger RNA, 1942 nt
Organism: Melanaphis sacchari
Lineage: Eukaryota; Metazoa; Arthropoda; Insecta; Hemiptera; Aphididae
Product: protein Wnt-1-like
Exons: 7
Coding region: 253-1305 (350 amino acids)
Biological process (GO): multicellular organism development; cell fate commitment; canonical Wnt signaling pathway
Cellular component (GO): extracellular region
Molecular function (GO): frizzled binding; cytokine activity
Source: RefSeq, a predicted model, not a curated record